AUGGUUAACUCAAACCACACUUGCAGUGUGGACGCACGCGGUGACUUCCAUCGUGUUGCAUCUACAGAGGUCAUAGGAAAGAUGGUCAGAGAGAGAUAUGGCUUAAACAUGAGGGGACCUAGAGCAUGUGAUCUACGACGAUUGCUACGUCAAGAGUACAGCCUUCACAUGAGCUACUGGAAGGAAUGGAGGGCGAGGGAACUUGCUAUGGACAAUGCUCUUGGAGGGGUGGCGGCAAGCUUUGCUCUUGUGCAGCAUUAUUUUGAUAAACUACUCAUCAGCAAUCCCAACUCCGUAGUUGCUUUGGACACAGAAACUUCCCCAACAGGUGUUGUUCGUUUCAAGUACCUGUUCUACUCGCUAGAUGCCUGUGCAAAGGGAUAUCGCUACAUGAGGAAGGUGGUGGUGAUCGAUGCUACACACCUAAGCGGUUGUUAUGGUGGUUGUCUCAUGGCCGCUAGUGCUCAAGAUGGGAAUUUUCAAGUGUUUCCACUUGGGUUUGGAAUCGUCGACAGUGAAAACGACGAGUCAUGGGAGUGGUUUCUGAGAAAUCUUACCACCAAUCAGCAUGCUUCAAUAUAUGUGAGUAUACGAAAGGUAUAUCCAAUGUCGUCCCAUGGAGCCUGCAUUGUCCACUUGCAAAGGAAUGUCGUCACAAACUUCAAAUCUGAACACCUCAGUCACCUUACAUCUAUCGCUGGUCGCGCUUACCGCUUUAGCGACUUUGACAAGGCUUUUGAUGAGAUAAAGGCUAUCGAUGUUAGGUGUGCUGAUUAUCUAGCCCAAAUAGGAUUUGAACACUGGACCAGGGAAUACCCAAUCAUUUCCAUUUUGGAGACAAUAAGAACAACCCUGGUGUCCUGGUUUGCACUCAAGAGAGAGUCUGCAAAUACCGAAAACGACGUAGUCAAUCCGAAGAUCCAAGAAAUGCUGAUAGAGAGUUUCCACAAGUCGUCUGGUUACUUUGUCAUGAAAAUCGGUAACGGCCUCUACAAAGUCAGAGAUGAAAUGGAUACGGCUUUUGCGGUUAAUCUGUGGGAACAAACUUGCGGUUGCCGGGAAUUUCAGUUACUGCACAUACCUUGCUGCCAUGCCAUAGCUGCAGCCAUUAAAGAAGGCGUUCGUGUAAACAGUUUGGUUGACAUACACUACACUACUGAAUAUCGCAAGUUAGCAUACAGUGGCCUCAUAAUGCAUGUUCCAGAUAUGGACCACCUCGCACCCAGAGCAGGAGAUGUCGACGGAGGGAAGCUUGCGCCACCAGCUGUACGUCGUCCACCAGGUAGGCCACGGAAAUUGAGGAUACUGUCUCGAGGGGAAUUUAAGGUAAACAAUGUAAUGGUUGUUAACUAUAUGAGAUAA
This is a messenger RNA of Eutrema salsugineum, 1362 nucleotides long. RefSeq lists its product as uncharacterized. NCBI's taxonomy places the organism in Eukaryota, Viridiplantae, Streptophyta, Magnoliopsida, Brassicales, Brassicaceae. The record is from RefSeq and is a predicted model, not a curated record. The coding region runs from base 1 to 1362 and encodes 453 amino acids. Gene Ontology annotation, molecular function: zinc ion binding. The transcript is spliced from 4 exons.